Messenger RNA from Misgurnus anguillicaudatus (oriental weatherfish), 2149 nucleotides. It is a transcript of the gene enpp6, whose product is annotated as ectonucleotide pyrophosphatase/phosphodiesterase 6. Gene Ontology annotation, molecular function: glycerophosphodiester phosphodiesterase activity. Gene Ontology annotation, biological process: choline metabolic process; lipid metabolic process. Gene Ontology annotation, cellular component: plasma membrane. The record is from RefSeq and is a predicted model, not a curated record. NCBI's taxonomy places the organism in Eukaryota, Metazoa, Chordata, Actinopteri, Cypriniformes, Cobitidae.
CUCUCUCUCUCUUUCUUCAUCAAACAGACACAGAGCACCAUGACUCGAGCAGCUCUGAACAUCAUCAUCCUCUCUCUUCUUAUUUUCUGCAGAUCUUGUCAAUGCCGCAAACUUCUGCUCUUUCUCAUCGAUGGAUUCAGAUAUGAUUACAUAGAUGACUUACAAAACCUGGCUGGAUUCAGAGAGAUCGUGGAAAAUGGUGUUAAAGUGGAUUACAUGACUCCAGAUUUCCCCAGUCUGUCCUAUCCAAACUAUUAUUCUCUAAUGACAGGACGCUUCUGUGAAGUGCACCAAAUGAUUGGGAAUUACAUGUGGGAUGAAGAAUCCAAUAAGGAAUUUCUGAUCGGGACGAAUCCGGACAGCCGGCUGCCCCUGUGGUGGAAUAACUCGGAGCCGCUUUGGGUGACCAUGCAGAAACUGGGAAAAAGAGUCUACAUGUACUUCUGGCCCGGUUGUGAAGUGUCAAUUCAUAAUGUGAGACCUACGUUCUGUGAGGAAUAUGUCUAUAACCCGUCAGAGAAGAAUCUCACAGACUCGAUGGAGAACGCUCUCAAUAUGUUAAAAAACAAUAAAGCAGACAUGGCAGCGAUUUAUUAUGAGAAGAUCGAUGUUGAAGGACAUCACUACGGUCCUCAUUCUCCACAAAUCCAGAGCGCCGUACGUUCACUGGACCAGGCCUUCCAAACACUCAACCAAAAAAUCAAGGAAAAGAAUAUGAGAAAUGAUGUAAACGUGGUUAUGUUUUCUGACCACGGUAUGACCCAGCUGAAGUGGAUGGAGAAAGUUAUCGAGCUGGACAAGUACAUUGACAUGUCAAACAUCAUUAAAAUGUUGGACAGAGGACCGGUGGUUAGCCUGUGGCCCAAACAAGACAAGUUUGAGGAGAUAUAUCGAAACCUGAACACAGUGGACAACAUGAAGGUUUAUAAGAAGCAAGAGAUUCCAGACAGAUAUCACUACAAAAACGGGAGAUUUGUCUCUACGCUUACGCUUGUGGCAGAGCCCGGAUGGUUUAUCACAGAGAAUAAAGACAAACUACCCUUCUGGAAAAAUGGCACGGAAGGUUGGCAACACGGCUGGCACGGUUACGAUAAUGAGUUCAUAGACAUGAGGGGAUUUUUUCUGGCACAGGGACCAGACUUCAAGACGAAUUUCCGUGCUGGGCCCAUUCGAGCAGUAGAUGUGUAUAAUAUUUUAUGUAGGACACUGGGCAUCGACCCUCUGCCCAACAACGGCUCCUGGCCCAGAGUGGAGUUUAUGUUAAAAAGCUCAACAGGUGUAAAAUCAUUGUCUCUGAUGUACAGCUGGCUUCUGCCAUUACUGCUGUUUACACAGUCUGAUAUGCUGUAGGAUAUUCACAGGUGCUUCUGGAGAACUCACAUUCUCAUAGAAAUGAGAAGAAUAUCUCAACCAUAUUAUAUUUUUUUGGCUUUGACUUUUUAGUCUGCUUUUUGCAUCACUGUUUCUAUUAUGACUUCUCAAUGUUGCUUGAUGUUAAAGAAAUAGAAAGGAUGUUGGUGUUAGUAGAUGAACCAACUUGCACAUUUGCAAUAUACUGAAGAAAUGUAUAUUUUAGAGACAUUAUAAUGGUAUAAUUUUUUUGCGUUCUAUAUUUGUAUUAAUCUGUUUCUAUUAUUGUGUGAAUAGGUGCUGUAUGCAGUUUUUCUGUAUACGAACAUAGUGAAAAGACUUUUAUUUAUAAUUACCCUACUUAAAAAUCCAGCUAAAAUCAGCAUAAGCUGGUGAGCUAGUUUACGCUGGUCUUUCAGCUUGGUUUUGGCUGAUAUAGCAAGCUGGUCUAGUUGUGUUUUGGUCACUUUUUAAGCUGGUCUAGCUGGACUUAGCUGGUCAGGCUAAAAGGCCAGCUGACCCACCAGCUUGUCCAACUUAGUCAGGCUUAGAGGACCAGCUUAGACCAGCUACUGCCACCUUAAACCAGCCAAAAACCAGCUGCCAGCUUAUGCUGGAUUUUUCAGCAAGGCCUAGCAUAAAAUGUAAUGGUUCUAGUUCUAGGCUUUAGUCCCACCUUCCUCUCAUGCUUUGUAAAGUUUUAAAUGUUUAGUACAUGUGGUUUAUUUUCUACUCAUAAAAGCGCAUGCUUUUCUUUUAGUACAAACUUUAUUUCACAAUAAAAAAAAUUUUUCUCAUA